UGAUGCCUCACCCCUGCCUACCUCUUCCGGCAGCCUCUCCUUCCCCUAUUGCUUAACCUUGCUCUGGCUCCGGCUCUAGCAGGGUUUCUGUGCCAUUUGAGUUGAUGUAGUAGCAGCAGCUCCCACUUGGCCCCAGAGCCCAGGAUGGAGAUGCUGUCACUGCCACACCUACUACUGGGGUGUACUGGGGCUAGAGCAGACAUGUGUUCUGUGCCCCAGGCUGGAGUAGAACUGGAGCCCUGCUGGGGUGAAAGUUGGUGAAUGCAAGGGGGUAUGGCAGAGAGUGGUAGGAGGGGAGGGGAUGGGGUGCAGGCAUUGUAGGGGCAGCAGCUAGCAGGGGGGCAGGUGUCGAUGAAACGGGGAGAAAAUAGAGGGGACAGGCAUAGGGAGCAAGGGACAGGGGUCAAAUGGCUUGAUCCCACCAUCUGCCCACUCUGCUGCUGCUUUCCAUGCUGCAGCUGUAGGGGGAAAAUCUAAGAUGAUCUUCCAGUAAUUAUGUUCUGAACGUGGAAAAUUAUAACACAUUUAUAAAUUUUCCAGACAUAGAAACUAAUUAUUGGAGGGUUGUCUUAAAUUCGGAUUCAUCUUGGAUUCAGGUAAAUACAGCCCUUGCUAAUAACAUGGUAGCCCUUUUUGUCUGGAUCCAGCCUGGGGUGAAUUUGACACCUUGUGUUUGAUAGUUAGUGCCGAUACCACUAUAUUUGUUAUUUUUGAGAGUGGCAACAAGGAGCAAGGUGAAAUCUCCAGUACAAAAAACCCCUGAGAACUUGGAUAGGUAGAAUGUAGUUGUCCUAGCUGGACUUUGGCCAAGGGUAAUGACUUUCUUUUAAAAUGUCAUGCAGUUUCUUAUUAUCUCUAGGCAAUUGGAACUCAGACCUUCUUCUCAUCUUAAAAUCUGCCUCUCAGUAUAACCCUGUGCAUUGUCUUGCUGCAAAUGACACCGCUGAAUAAUCAAUAUAGUUUUGUAGUUUUCAAAAAAACCUUUUUUUUUUUUUUUGUUUUGGAGGGCUACAGCAACUAACCCUAUUUUAUAGAAACUAGGGUAGAUGCAACCACAGAAGAAAGGUGUGGGGAAACUGACAUAAAAACUGAUGUAAAAAUAUAGAUACUUACAGCUCUAUCUGGGUUAGUUCCUAGGUGAAUUUCUCUCCUGAUAGCAUGCUUUAACAUGUUGAUUUAAAAGACAGCACGAUUGGUCAUUAGCUCACUUUACGUCUGCUGUUGUAAUUAAAAUAGGAACUAGCAAAAAUGUUCUUUUCUUCACUUUAAUUUUACUUUUUUUCUGUGUUCUGUAGUAUCGUUUUCCAUUGUCUCUGUUAACACUUUAUCUUAUUUUUUUCCCCCCUGUGUGUGUAUCCAUCCUCUUCUUUCUCCCAACUUUCCAAUUUCUCUUCUCUUUCGCUUUCUCAUUAUGUGUUGUGUUCCUAACAUUGUGUAUUAGGUUCACUUUUUCUCACUUCUCUCCAUCUGUCCUCGGUAAAAUCUCAUGCUUGUUCCCUAUGCUUGUCUACUUCACAACUCCAGAAUCUCUCCCAUUCUACAGUAUUUUUACUGUAAUCAAGCCAGUGCAGAGUCCACCUGUGUGUGCAGGCUCCUCACAAGGUUGUUGGUAAGGAACUUGCUAGACAAGCUUUGUCCAGCAAAAAAAAAAAUUGGUUGUGUGCACAUUCUUUCUUCCCUGCACAAUGUUAGUAGCCUUUUAUCAUGCCAGAUUAUAUCUGCAUAUGAAUAUAUGCAGGCCAUGUAAGUGGAGAAUGCAGCAGGCCAAGCCUGCUGUGUGGGGCUGUAGCAGAGGAGCACAGGCUGGCCAUUAGGAAAAAGGGAAAGCCCUGUGUGUGGCUCGGGAGCCACAUGACUGGAAGGGGUGUGACUUAGAGGUAUAUAAACCUAGGGCCUGAGGUAAAGGGGGCACUUUGGCCCUGCAUAUUGCGGGGGAAGAAGUUCCUGGGAGAGAAGGGCUUCAGGAAACAGGCCGAUGGACACCCAAGCUGCCCAGAGGAGCUAGAUUGAGCAGCUAAAAGGGAAGAAUGGCUGGUGGGGGGGCAUUGACCCAGAGCAGUGGUAAAGUUUAGUUUGUGAACUGGUUUGCUUAUAUUUGUGUUGCAUUUAAGUCUAAAAGCGGAGGACUGGGUUGUGGCUAUGGAGAUUGUAUGUGUGAAGAGGCAAGAAAAACCCCUUUUGAGCCUGCAGCCAGAGAGAAAAGUAGCUUACUGGCCCAGCCGGAGCUGACAACAAUGGACUAGCAGCUGCCGCAGGAGCUCUGCUUUACUAGCAACUGCUCCAUCUGGAUUGGCCCUCUCUGCGGCUGUGCUGGUUUUUCAGGCCCACUGCCAAGAAUGGAAGGAGGCCAGGAUGGACAAGGGUGAAUGCAACCCUGGGAGCAUUGGGACACUAGAGAGAGAACCCCGGGAGAUGGGGAGAAGGUUGAUUUUUCAGCUCGGGAGCUUGGAGGAGCUUCAAUAGUCCAGGACACUGCCACUGAGCCCGCAACAGCGAGACCUGCAAGGAGAACUGGCAGGAAGCCACCCCAGGAGAGCAAGGCAGCUGCAGGAGAGCCGGAAACACUCCAGACAAGGUAUUUGAGGGAUAAAGUCUCUCUCUAGACCUGUAACUAGAAUGGACAAUUACUUUAAAGCAGCUGUUUGUGACUUGGACAAGCUACUUGAUGAAUUUGAGGAGAAUGCAGAUGAAAAUGAUUGCUUCAGGACAGCUCCAGAUCAGUGCAACUCAAAGCACCACUUGCUCUCUUCAGGAUCAGAUUACUUAAAACCUGUAUCCUUAACACCAAAAGUGCAAGAACAUGAUAGUAGUUAUACUGUAUCGGAAGAAAUCUUUUUUACUAGUCAGGUGGCAACAAAUGAAGCAAACUUCGAACAACCACAUUUCUCCUCACCAAAUGAAAAGAAUGUCACCGGGCUUGAUCUUCUGUCUACUGUGGAUAGUGGUGCCUCAGAUGAAAUUCAGCCUUCAAGCCUGGGAAGAGGUGGUAUACCUGUGUGCGAUCUCAUUAAUGACACAGGUAAUGUUAUCUGUGCAGCAAGCAGCCAGGAUGAUAUUCAGAAGUCCCAACCAGAGGGCUUCCAAUAUACCAAGGACUCUCUGAUUGGCUUUGAUUUACCAGCCGCUAUUCAUAUUUCAUCAAUAGACUACAGUGAUGUUUCAAGCACAGUGCAGCAGAGGAGUGGGGACUUACUAGUACAAGAUGUAGGGCAUCUUGCAACAAAAGAAUUGAGCCAAUUAGCUUUAAAAACAAAUGUAGCCAAAGUGAAGCACUUGGAUUCAUGUGGUGAUCAAACUAGGACACACAUUUUAAAGUCUGAUCAAGCUUUUGAUGAACUGGAACGAAUAACGGGCCUUACUGCUACAUCUCUCUUCAUAACGUCACAGACCCUGAAUGUGCUCAGUUCCAAAGACAAUACAACAAAUGAAAAUUUGCCUUGUGAAUUAUUAGAUAAAAAUGCAUGCUGUGUAAUAAGUCAAGAGGUGCAAGGAGGAUGUGCUGAUGAAAAUAUAGAUUCAGAAGAUGAAGGUAAUGUGGAGUCUGUGCCUUCUGAUCUACCAAAGAAUUCUGAGUUGCACAAAAGUAGUAUAGAGUUAUCUAGAAAAAGUGUUUUAGCAGACUCUUCAUUUAAAAUAGAGGAGAAAGUUGUAUCAGAUAGUAUAAAACGUGCAGAAGAGAAUUUAGGCAGGCCAAAACUUAAAACCAAUGAACUAUUAAACAGUGUUUCAGCUUCACAUGUAUUAGCUGAAGAAGUCCAAACCUCAUUGUCAUGUUUUCCACUUGCUGUUUCUAUAUGUGGUUCAUUAGUUGUACAAGAAGACACAAAUGGCCCUAUAUUUCAAGAUGAAAGAGUAGAUGUUGUCAGGGAUACUGUGACUCUGCAUGCAGGAAGAUCUAGUAGUGGCCUCCAUAAUAAGGAACCCUAUGAAAAGACUGAAUCUUCUGAACAGGAAGAAUAUUUAAACCAAAGUUGUUUAGAAAAAAAUGGAUUUACACCUGAAGAGAAGGGGGAUACUACCAGUAUGAUUAACAAAGAUAAUGCUCUACCAGUCAAAGCUACUGCUUCUGUUUUUCCCAUUACAGAAUCUAAACUUGAAUUUUGCACUGAUAUUCAGCAAGUUGAUGGUUGUGUUGAAAGUAUUGCUAAUCUAGUUUUAAAUGAUAUAGCUAUUGAGGAAGACUUUUUUAAAAAUGAUACAUUAAUAAGUGAUGCUGAGCUUGAUGCCUUCUUAAAUGAACAGUGUCUUCAGCCCAAUAUUGCAAAACCAUUAGAAGAAAAUAUCGGUGAUCUGCUGGAAUCUGAUGCAAUUCAAAUUAACUUAAUACAUAUGAACAGUCCAGACUUUAAAAACGGCAAUGAUACAGAAACAAAAAUAAAACUGAAGGAGAUUAGGGAGGUUCCCAGUAUUAGCAGUACUUGCAGAAUAGCUGACGUUGACUAUAAAUUUGAGUGUCCCACAGAGCAAAAUACAUCCGUUAUUCAGCAAGAAAUAACUCAGACUAAUAGUGAAGUACCAGUCCCUAAUGUACCUAUUGGAGGUGCUAGACCUAAGCAGUUGCCCAGUCUUCCUCAGAAAACUGUAGAUCAGAGAGAUGCAAGCAAGGCAAAUAUACCUGAGAGUGAACCUCCAGAUGUGAAUUCUGUAUUCCCAAAGGCUCCUUUCUCAGACACCAAAGUUAGUCCUGACAUAAGUUCCAAAUGUAAUCAUUCUGACAUAGAAAAUAGUUUGGAAGCUGGAGAAAAUCAAAUACCUGCAGGUGUAGAAGCUGUAGUUCUGGGACAGAAACAGCCAUCAUGGGUUCCUGAUUCAGAGGCACCAAACUGCAUGAACUGCCAAGUCAAGUUCACAUUUACAAAAAGAAGACACCACUGUCGUGCUUGUGGAAAAGUUUUUUGUGGUGUCUGUUGCAAUCGGAGGUGCAAGUUACAGUAUAUGGAAAAGGAAGCAAGAGUCUGUAUUGGGUGCUACAAAUCUAUCAAUAAAGCACAGGCAUUUGAAAGGAUGAUGAGUCCAACUGGUCCUAAUCCAAAUUCCAGUAUCUCCUCUGAAUGUUGUUCUGCUGUUCAACCUUUUCAGGAGGCUCACAUAUCUAGUACACCUAACUCUGUACUUAAACAACCAAGUGUUGAGGGGCCCUGUCCCAGAGAACAAAGGAGAGUUUGGUUUGCAGAUGGUAUUUUGCCCAAUGGUGAAGUUGCAGAUACAACCAAACUGUCAUCUGGGGUCAAGAGGUCUUCACAAGAUCAGAGUCCGGUAAACUCUGACUUACCAGAGACACAUACGGUUGAAAAUCUAGUAGAUGACUUCUCUGUAGCUGAUGUAAAACCAACAGAUGAAAUGCACAUUACUUUAGGACCUGAGAAAUUGCCUUGUGCAUCUUCAGUCGAUCCAGAUGAUGGCCAGUUACCUUUUGUUGGACAAAUGGAGAUAUUGCAAAGUUCUCAGACUGCAGUUCCAGAUGCUGAUGAAUUAUUGUUGACUUUAAAAGCUGAGAAAUCUCCUCCUACUUGCAUCAUAGCUGACCAGCCUCAUGAUGAUUUGCCUGUUAGUCCUUCAGAUUACAGAAUUCUGUGUGGGAUUGAAAAAUGUGUUAGCAAAGAGAUAAGCCUUAUUCCUGAUGACGAUGAUGGUUUUCCACCUCUCUUGCUUGGAAUGAGAGAAAAAGGAGAAGGUCCUGUAGUGGAAGAACACCCAUCUCAUCAGCAGGUUACUUCACUUCUCUCUGAAGGAGGACUGAAUCCAUUAACAUUUAUCCUAAACGCAAACUUCCUUGUGAAUGUGAAGUUACUUUCUUAUUCUCUGGAAAAGUGCUGGUACUUCUCAACAAAUGGACUACAUAGCUUGGGUCAGGCAGAAAUUAUCAUUUUAUUGCUGUGUUUGCCAAAUGAAGAUGCUGUUCCUAAAGAAAUCUUCAGAUUGUUUGUUGACAUAUAUAAGAAUGCAGUGAAAGGAAAAUUCAUAGGAAAUUUGGAAAAUUUUACCUUUACUGAAAGCUUUCUUGGUAACAGAGAUCAUGGAGGGUUCCUGUUUGUUACGCCAACUUUUCAGAAACUUGACGAUCUCACGUUACCAAAUAAUCCUUUCCUUUGUGGCAUUCUUAUUCAUAAGCUGGAAAUACCUUGGGCAAAGGUUUUUCCAAUUCGUUUAAUGUUGAGAUUGGGAGCAGAAUAUGGAGUAUACCCAACUCCUGUAAUGAGUAUCAGACACCGGAAAUCUCUCUUUGGAGAGAUAGGGAACACAAUCAUGAAUUUACUUGUUGAUCUUAGAAACUAUCAGUAUACCUUACAUACCAUAGAUAACUUAUUUAUUCACAUGGAAAUGGGUAGAAGCUGCAUUAAAAUACCUCUAAGAAAAUACAACGAGGUAAUGAAAGUGAUAAACUCUUCUAAUGAGCAUGUUAUUAGCAUUGGAGCCUGUUUUAGUACUGAAGCAGAUUCUCACUUAGUUUGUAUCCAAAGUGAUGAUGGAGCCUAUCAGACACAAGCAAACAGUGGCACUGGUCACCCUAGAAGAGUUACAGGUGCAAGUUUUGUAGUGUUUAAUGGGGCCCUAAAAUCAUCCUCAGGAUUUCUUGCUAAAUCCAGUAUAGUGGAAGAUGGACUAAUGGUACAAAUAACUGCAGAGACAAUGGAAGGCCUUCGUCAGGCUUUGAGAGACAAGAAGGAUUUCAAAAUUACCUGUGGAAAACUGGAUGCAGGAGACCUAAGAGAAUAUGUAGAUAUUUGCUGGGUGGAAAGUGAAGAAAAAGUAAACAAGGGAGUUAUCAGCCCCGUGAAUGGAAAAUCAAUGGAAGGAAUUUGGAGUGAAAAACUACUACAAGGAAGAGACUUUGAAGCAGAAGGAAAAGUUAUAAAGUGCACCGAAGUAUUUUAUUUUCUCAAGGACCAUGAACUUUCUGAUCUAACCUCCUCUCAGUUUGCUAAAGAUCUUGCUAUAGCAUGCAGUACUGCUCUUUGUCCACAUCUCAAAAUGCUAAAAAAUAAUGGAAUGAACAAGAUCGGACUCAGAGUCUCCAUUGAUACUGAUAUGGUUGAGUAUCAGGCAGGAUCUGGAGGCUACCACCUUCCUCAGCAUUACCUAAAUGAACUGGAUGGUGCUCUGAUCCCAGUGAUCCAUGGUGGAUCAUCAGACCCCACAAGUUUACCAUUGGAAAUGGAACUAAUAUUCUUCCUUACAGAAUCUCUCUCUUAAUGCAAAAAACAUUGUUUGUUAUAUGUGAUGUACUGAUUGGCUUAGAUUAACUGAACACCAAAGCUUUAAAGCUAAAAAAACACUAAACAUUUCUAGGUUUGUUAAAACAAAAUUAAGAUCAGUAGUAGACAGUUAAACUGGAUUUUGAUUUUUACAGAACUAACAAACUUCUGUGUUACCCCACCAUAAAAACAGGAUUGUAGAGUUCAAGCUUUCUUAAGUUUCUGAGAGUUUACACUUAAUAGUCACUGAAAAAGGCAAGGACUUAUCUCUCUAAGCAAGCUGUAGCGUUUUACUUGUAUGAACUAUCAAGCCAUAGUAUCUGGCUCUUGCCUCUUAACCUCAAGCAAAUGUUUUAGUAACAGUCCUUAAGAUAAAUUGUAGUUGCAACGUGACACUUGCUUUACAUGCAUAUAGAAGUGAUCUGUACUUCUGGUUUGGGGUUUUGUUUUGUUUUUUCUUUUUAAAACUUGUGAAGGAUAUUUAACUGCCACAAAGCUGUUUCUUGCCAUUGAGGUUCAAAUAUGAAAUCUUUGGGUUGGACUGCAAACCUCAAGUAAUGGUGCAUGUUUGGAAUCUGCCUGCAUAGUCUGAUAAUUGAUUGUGCAAGGGGAAUAAACAGCAAAACUUUCCCAUGUUUUUUAAAGAUUUUGUAAUUGGGGUUGUCCUGACUUUUAAAAUUGGCACAAUUGAUAAGUUUGGUGCUUUGGGAACUUGUGCUUCUAAACAGUUUUUUUUGUAUAGAAUAACUGAUUUCAUUAUGUAUUUAUAAUGGACUUAUCUCACUUAAAUGGAUACUAUUUUUGUAUUUAAUUGAUUAUCUCUUCUUUUGUGCUCAAAUGUACUAUUGUAUUUAGGACUUCUGAGAGUGAUUUAAGAAUAGGCAAGAUGACCCUUAAAGUAGUCUUCAUGUAGCAAUAAACUAGGCUUGAAGCCUGUAAUACCUUUUCUGCACCCUUGUCCAACUUUUGAGAUCUCUUGGUAGCCCUCUGUUUUCAGGGAGAACAGUGUAUUAAGUGUGAAUUUUCCUGAACGGUUUGCUUUAGCAUACUUGGUAUUCUUUGUAUAGCACAUAUUUUUGAUAUGGGGGUAUUAAGAAAUAAGAUCUAUUUAUGUACUCAUGAUGCAUGUAAUCUGUACCUAAGUACACAUUCAGUAAACUACAAUCAGGUUUGAUAAUAGUUGCUUAUCUGUUUACUAUAAGCAGAACCAAAACAAAUUAUAUCCAAAAUCUACAUAAUUUGUGUGAAACAUCAAAAUUUUAAGAGUGAGAAGUUAUCACAAACCUUAUUAUCUAGAUGCCUUGAUUCUUAUAGGGGAUAUUGAUAUGUUUUUGUAUCAAAAACGCAAUUUAUAACUUAAAAUCAAGUCAGUGCCCUUCUUACCUGCAGCUUGAAGACUCAUGUUAAGGGGGAGGCUCAAGAUUCAAAGUUUAAGCAGACAGACUGAAUUGGAUGCAAUUUCUUGAGAGAGAUUGCACACAGCAGGCUAGUGAAAGACACUAACGUACAGUAGAAACAAUAUGUCCAUUUUUUUGGAAAUAGUUAAUAGGGGGAAAAGUGGCGCAAACUAUGUUUGAACAUGAAUUGUCAAAUAAUAAGUAUUAUCAUGUUGUUUGUCAAUGUCAAAUAGAGCUUUACCAGAGAAAAGCAAUUCCCAAGACUUGUCUUGAUAUAGUGGUCCCAUAAUCCAUGGAAUACUAGUUUGUCCCACGUGUCUCUCUUUUUAAGGGAGUGUUUAAACUCUUUCCAUUUUAGUACAUUUCAGUUUAAUGAUCACUAACCAAUAAAACUGAUCAAUAUGUUUAACAGAUGCAAUAAGAUGAUAAUUCUUUCUUCUUUUUGUUUUAUAAAAAGCCCCUGACACGCACUUCUUGGCUUUUUCAUAUUUUGUCACAGGAAUUUUCUGUUUCCAGGUAUUUUCUUUGUUUAGCACUGCCAUUGCACCUGGAGCUCUUAGUCUGCCCCUAACCUGUAUUUAUACCUAAAUGUGACUUGUGUUGGUAUGGCCUGUAUCUUCAUCCGUUUCUCACCAACAAAUAAAUGGACAAACAUUUAGGUUUCA
Molecule: messenger RNA, 9258 nt
Organism: Alligator sinensis (Chinese alligator)
Lineage: Eukaryota; Metazoa; Chordata; Crocodylia; Alligatoridae
Gene: ZFYVE16
Product: zinc finger FYVE-type containing 16
Exons: 18
Coding region: 2617-7194 (1525 amino acids)
Biological process (GO): protein targeting to lysosome; endosomal transport
Cellular component (GO): early endosome membrane
Molecular function (GO): metal ion binding
Source: RefSeq, a predicted model, not a curated record